Malurus melanocephalus (red-backed fairy wren) is the source of this 1886-nucleotide messenger RNA. RefSeq names its product probable G-protein coupled receptor 141. Gene Ontology annotation, biological process: G protein-coupled receptor signaling pathway. The record is from RefSeq and is a predicted model, not a curated record. Gene Ontology annotation, molecular function: G protein-coupled receptor activity; oxysterol binding. Bases 127 to 1071 code for a protein of 314 amino acids. The transcript has 3 exons. Gene Ontology annotation, cellular component: membrane. NCBI's taxonomy places the organism in Eukaryota, Metazoa, Chordata, Aves, Passeriformes, Maluridae.
GAAGUCCAGGAGUCACACGGAGUGAGGCGACUGUCCUGCUAUGCUGCUGCACAGUGGUUGGAGCUUCCAUAAAAUGAAGAUCCAAGUAAACAACACAUGAAGAGAGGAGAGGAACUCUAAUCUACUAUGUACCAGGAAGAUUUCAGGAACAUGAAUGAAGGGCUCAGGAACAGCAGUGACUCCUCCUCUGCCUUCGUUCACACCAGCACCAUGAGUGCCAUACUGGUCACCGUCUACUCCGUUGUCUUUGCCGGAGGUGGCAUCGGCUCCAUCGCCAUGUCCUUCGUGCUGCUCAAGAUGAACACUCUGUCUGUGACCACCACUGCCAUCAUCAACCUGGUUGUGGUGCACAGCCUCCUCCUCUUCACGGUGCCCUUCCGCCUCCACUACUAUGUCAAAAAGAAGUGGGUGUUUGACAUGCCAUUUUGCAGGAUGGUGAGCGCCAUGCUGCACAUCCACAUGUACCUGACCUUCGUAUUUUAUGUGAUCACGCUGGUGAUCCGCUGGCUCAUCUUCUUUCAGUGGAAGGACAAGGUGGAGUUCUACAGGAAGCUGCACGCGAUUGCAGCAAGCGCUGCCGUUUGGGUCUUCGUCAUGGUCUUUGGGGUGCCGCUCUUCUACUUCGAAUAUGGGCGCUCAGGCUUUUACAGUAAUACCACGUGCUUCAAGUUCCACAAAGAACUGCAGCAGGACAGUGUAAAAGCUCUGAACUACACUCUAAUUGUAAUUGUCACCUGCAUUUCUUGUGUCCUCUUGGGUUUGCAGAUUUUCAUCCUGGUACAAGUGUCGAGAAAAUUUUCCACCUCCCUCUGUUCACACCAAGAAUUCUGGGCCCAGCUAAAAAAUCUGAUUUUCAUCUGGGUCAUCAUAAUUUGGUUCCUUCCCUAUCACCUCUUUAGGGCCUACUACAUACAGCAUGUGAGUGAUGCUGACCAGUUAGAAAGCUACAAUGAGGUGUUUUUGAGCUUGACUGCCCUUAGCUGCCUGGACCUACUGUCAUUCGUGCUGAGUGGAAGCCGCUUCUUCAAGCAAAAUGUGGAGAUGCUCCAAAGGAGGCUGCCAUGCUGCUAGCAUCAGCCUCCUGGAGUGUGUGCAGGACCUGGGAGAGGACACUGAUGGCAAACUCCCUGUUCAACAGGUCAGGUUGUGCCCUGGACGCAGUACAACACACUCACACAGGGCUCUGCACAUCAGCCUCCUGGAAUAAUGGAACAAACUGUCUCCAGUGUCUCAGCAGUAAAUGGGAAGGUGACCUCAGCAAUCUCCUCAUGGAGCUACCCAGUGGAUGGACCUGGAGAGGAAGGAAGAAAGGUCAGGGGCUCUUCUCUCUUGCUGUUUUUACAUCAAGGUUUUUGAAGUCAAAAGCAGUAAGAAGACACUUGAGAAUCUGCAACGUAGAAACAUGAAUGUUAAAACAGUGUUUUAUGGACUAAGGUACUGAUUUUUGAAACUUAAAGAUCUAUAUAAUUUUCCCAUACAUUUCUUAUUUAUUCCACAUAAGCUCUCAUAAAAUAUCAGGGAAGAUAUUUUUCUUCCUGAGGUCUGUUUCUUUACUGUAAAGACGAGUGUAACUUUCUAAGUGAACUGAAGUAAUUAAACCAGCUAUUUAAAACUAAACCAUUGACAGAGAGUUAUUUCUUGAAAUAUUUUCUCAAAAUCACCUUUUGCAAUGGUAUCACUGCAGCAGAAAAAGAUUUUGUCAUCUUUCUCACAUUAUGAAAAUAUGUCUAAAACAAUUAUACAUCUUUACUGAACUGGACAUUGCAGGAUCAAACAAAAGUUUGUAUUAUUAUUCACAGAAUCAUGCUAUUAAAAAAAUAAUAUUUUUCAGUAAGGAUAAUUUUAUUCAGAUCAUUCAGAUGGCAGCUGUUUUCAAAAAGCAAGUA